ACGCCCACCCGGCGCUGCCUGCGCUCAGUCGCCGCAGAGCUGCGCAAAAUGGCGGCAGCGUCCUCCGUCCGGCCGCCGGGCUCGCACGCCCUGAAGCGGCACAACUCGCCCUUCCCGGACUCGGACAGCCCCGAGAGCCGCCAGGACGAGGAAGCGUCCUCCGAGGGGACCGGUCUGCGAGCCUUGCCGGACUUGGAGCCAGAUGAGAUCGAGAGGAGGCUGGAAAAAACUCGUAGGGAGCUGAGCAACAGGAGGAAAAUCCUCAUUAAGAACCUCCCUCAAGACAUAAGCAGCCAGGAAGUCCACGACAUCCUGAGAGAAUAUGAACUGAAGUAUUGUUACGUGGACAGGAACAAAGGAACAGCCUUCGUGACUCUCCUGAAUGGCGGGCAGGCCCAGGACGCCAUCCGCUCUUUCCACCAGACCUCCAUCCGCGGGCGUGAGAUCACGGUGCUGCUGCAGCCCACCGACUCGCUGCUGUGCGUCACCAACCUGCCGCACUCCUUCAGCGGCGCCCAGUUCGAGGAGCUGGUGCGCGGCCACGGCAACACAGAGCGCUGCUUCCUGGUGUACAGCGAGCAAACGGGCCACUCCAAGGGCUACGGCUUCGUGGAGUACAUGAAGAAGGACUCGGCGUCGCGGGCGAGGGCCGAGCUGCUGGGCCGCACACUGGGGGAGCGCUCGCUCGUGGUCCAGUGGACCGACGUCAACCAGCUGACAGCCGAGCUCCUCCACUCCAAGUGCCUCUGUGUGGACAGGCUGCCGGCCGACUUCAGCGAUACCGAGGAGCUCGCCAGCGUCUUCUCCGAACGCUACAAGCCCGUCUUUUGCCAACUGGCCCAGGACGAGGACAGCCAUGCUCGCGGCUUCGCAGUGGUGGAGUAUGAGAGCGCUGCGCAGGCCGAGGCCGUCCUCAUGGAGACCGACCGGCGGCUGGUCGGCGGCCGGGAGAUCCGGGUGUCCUUCUGCACGCCGGGAACCUCGGGGAGGAGCACACUGGCGGCCCUGAUCGCCGCACAGGGGGCGAUGUCCAGCGGUAAGAAGGGUCUGCUCCCGGAACCGAGCCUCGCACAGCUGCUGAGCAGUUUGGGCAACCCGGCGGCCCUGCAGGUUCUGCUGAGGCCAUACCAUGCCGGCACCAGCAAGAGAGGAGGGAAAUUUGGGUGUCCCCAGGGUUUGCCAUUCCUGCGCCCCCCCCUCGCCUCGGCUCUGCUGCAGUUGGGAAAGGUGCAACAGAGCGCCAUGUUGGGCAACGGACUGGUCCUGCAGAACCUACUGCAGAUGCAGCUGACCCAGCAGCAGCUACUGCAGAUCAAAGAGAAGCAUGUUCCCAGCCUCCUGGGUGACCCCUCCAGGAUGCUCCUGCAGAAAGCCAUGAGCCUUAGGGCCACGGGGCCCCUGUCGCUGGGGAAGGGGCUGCUGGGAGACUCUCCAAACGAGCUGCCUCAGGACGCCUCGCAGGCCCCCGGCCAGGCACCGUACCUGCCGAGCCGGACGCAUCUGGGCCCCAGCGGGGGGGAGCAGAACGGUGUUCCAGCUGGGGACAAGCAGCAGGGGGCGCCGGCAUCCGGUUUCUUGCAGGGGGUGGCCAGCCCCAUAGUGAGCGCCUUGCUGGCAGGGUCCAAAUCACGGCAGGGCAGCAAAGCAGGAGGGCUGGGCAGGACCCUGACCAGCAACCAGACCUCGCUGCUGGGGGAGCCACCCAAGGACGUGAAGGUGUCCUCCAACCCCUACCUGAACCUGGCCAGUGUGCUGCCCGGCGUGGUCCUCCAGGCUCCCAGCAGCAAGGCUCAAAAUGUCCAGCCAGCCGGGGGGGUUUAUAGCACCGUGCUGCCGAGUGCCCCACAGACGACCCCGCAGCCAGCCCCCCCAUACACCACGGAGACCCCCGCCGAUUACGUACAGCAGUACACACAGUCAUACUCGCAGGAGGCCAUACAGCAGUGGUAUCAGCACUACCAGGCCCAAGGCUACACCGGCCCCACCCAGGAGUCAGCCCCCAGCGACUACACCAAGGAGCAAGCCCAGGUUACUGCCUACACACAACCCACCUCCAGCAACUCAGAGACUUACUACCACCAGGGAAGUACGACCUCUUAUGGGGACUACAGCUCCUACAUGCAGGCCGUCAGUCAGUAUUACUCUCAGACGCAGAUGUCCCAGACAGCAAUACAGUCGUACCAGCAAAGGGACACCAGCAAGGAUGUCGACGCCAACAAGGCAGCCUUGGGUGGAGCUCUUCAUGCGGUCAGCAAUGGCGGCACCCAGAGUGCCCCCCCCACGACCGUGGUCCCCGCCUACAGCUCAAUGCCCCUGGUACCAGGGUACAUCGGGCCUCAGCACAUGCCUGCCACUUCUGCAGCGCCCACUGGUGGCCAGGCCCCUACCACGACCACUGACUGGAACCAGUACUACUACAAUACGACGCGAGGGCAGAAGCGAGAGUACCCCCUGCCGGCCCCCCAGGACGCGGCAGGGGAGGGGGGGUACGCAGGCCAGCAGUCCCAGAGCCAGUAUGCAGAAUACUUCAAGAAGAAGAGGAUCUAAGCCCCUCACCCCAACAUCCGCGCUCUCGUCCUCCAUGCUCGCGGUAUGCCCGCCCCCCCCCCCCCCCCCCAUGUCCUGUCCAUGCCUUAACUUCCAGCUCCUCUCGCUUAUCGCUCGAUGUUUAAAUGGUUCUCGUUUACACGGGGGAGGGACGUACAAUUUUGAAAUGUAUGAGACUCUUUUUGUAUUUGCAUAUUCCAAGUCCUCUCCGUGGGCUCGUGUGUUGUAACUUAUAUCUGUAUAAAUCCGUCUUUUCUCAGUGUGAGGAAAAAAGCCCCUUUUAUCCAUAAUCUUUGAAAAGGUGAUGUAGUUUUAAACCCCCCCCCAUCCCCCAACCCCUUUGUCGUUUUUCUAACUGACUCAUGCCAUUACGCACCGUCACGGCCUCCUUGACGCACUCCGCGUUCGCUUAUGUUAUCUUCUUGCUACUACCUUUAAUCGUAGGAGUGACUAUAGCCAUUUACAGGACUGCUUCUGCCUGCCACUGAAAGCACAGGGGCCCUCGGCUCGUAAUCCUUAAGGACAGAAGCUUCCUAGGAAUCCGACGGCCAUGUCUUAAAUGCAAUAAUGUUCGCUGCCGUGUGACUUCGUUCUCUAUUAACCCGCCUGUCGCUCUGGAGUCUUAAGCUUCGUGAAUUAAUUACUUUUCUCCCCUCCUGCCUCCAUCGAGUGCAUUUUCAGUUUAGAAUUACAGGGAUUCAAUGCUGGAGGUCUGAGAUAGGUGCUGUUUAUCCUCCAUUAUGGGGAUGUUAAAUGCUUUUAAAUUUUUCUAAGCCCCCGAAUAUCUUUUGGAAUCUGACGCGGCCUGGGUCUGGCGUAUUCCACGCAGGAAGCCCACGCUGGCUACUACGCUCAGGGCGUGCUGUUCCAGGCCUAGCUGAGGUGUGACCUCUAGCCCCGCCCCCUCUGCAGCUGGCAGUAAGGCCACGCCCCUAACCUUGGGAAUUGGCCUAUGGGGAAACAGCCUAUCUGCUGGAUGUGGGAGCGGUGGUGUCGUUACCAAGCACUGCUGGCAUGCAGCUACUGUCGGCAAGUGAUUUGUCAGCGCCUACCCCCCCCCCCCCCCCCAACUGAAUUCAGUGUGUUGCGUUCAGUUGGGUUUCAAGCACCCGGCUGCUCAUUUGCCUUCACAAAAGCAGCUCUGAUCCUGCAGCUCUCUUUCUAAUAACCUUUAUAAUAUAACGAAGGGAUAAAGCUGUUUGUUCCCCUGGCUGAUGAGCAAACUGCCGUCUGCCGGUUCUUCAGGACAUAUUAGGAGGCUGCUAUUUCCGCUGUGUUUGUAAUCCAGUCUCCCCGUGACAGCUAUUACCCACAGCAGCCUCGACACCCACAACCCCCUUUUUCCAGGACCAGACUGAGGCCCCUUCCCUGGUUUGUUUUCAUUCUGAGACAGUAAGAUAAACAGUGCCGACCGUGGUGCUGAUCCUGGAUCAGUGGGGGCAGGGCCUCUUCCCUUCUGCUUGCUGUCGAGGGGUUUCCUCACUGUCACAGUGACAUCAUUCCGCGGGCAUUUUACUAAGAAUAUUUUACCUCCCGUCAAAUUUAGCAUUGUUCAGUCCAGAGCCCGCUCAGUGUGGUAUGAGGGUAAUUCUCUGCCCUCCGGGUCCUAAGGGGCGGCCCUGCCGUUGUUCGCUGGCCGACAAACCAUUUUUAAAAGCCCCCGGACCCUCUUUAAAAACCCAGUGUUGUGACAGAAGGGCCCCCCCUGCUGUCAUUGUGGUGCCUCUCUUGCAUGUUGCCAAUCAGGUGUAUAACUGGUAUUGAUUGUAAACAAGCUCCCCUCCCUGAGCCCUUACAGGUUAUGGUGGUGGUGGUGGAGUUGGGGGGGGCAGCCCUUGUCAAUAAAUGAAAGGCGUUUUGGUUCCUCACAGGAUCAAUAUAGCUUGUAAAUAUGGAGUCUAAGCCUUCAAUCACUACAUUUGUUUUUUCCGUUUUCCCUACUAAAGCUUUGCAAUAUUGAAACUUUCAGAGAUGAGGAAUGUCUCGCUGCCUGUAGUGUAGGGAAGAGCACAGUACACGACUUUGUACAUGAAAAUGAAAUCACAGAUUUCGCAAGCCAUUCGUUUGAAGUUUAUCUAGGUUUUCUG
Messenger RNA from Brienomyrus brachyistius, 4634 nucleotides. RefSeq names its product ribonucleoprotein, PTB-binding 2 (gene raver2). Gene Ontology annotation, cellular component: cytosol. Lineage: Eukaryota; Metazoa; Chordata; Actinopteri; Osteoglossiformes; Mormyridae. Gene Ontology annotation, molecular function: mRNA binding. The record is from RefSeq and is a predicted model, not a curated record.